Molecule: messenger RNA, 3037 nt
Organism: Cyprinus carpio (common carp)
Lineage: Eukaryota; Metazoa; Chordata; Actinopteri; Cypriniformes; Cyprinidae
Gene: abi1a
Product: abl-interactor 1a
Cellular component (GO): lamellipodium; intracellular anatomical structure
Molecular function (GO): SH3 domain binding
Source: RefSeq, a predicted model, not a curated record
ACGAAUCGUUCAGACCAGUUUUGUGAACUGAUUGAUUCAUUACAAAGAUUCGACUCAAAGGAACGAUUCCGACAUCACUGGUCUAGGGCUGAGCUUGAGCUCUCAAUCAAAUCCCAGAGACGAGGAGUAAGGAAGCUCUGUGGAGACAUGUAAGAUGGCAGAGCUGCAGAUGUUACUAGAGGAAGAGAUUCCAGCCGGUAAACGAGCUCUCGUGGAGAGUUAUCAGAACCUUACGAGGGUCGCGGACUACUGCGAGAAUAAUUAUGUUCAGGCACAGGAUAAGAGGAAAGCCUUGGAGGAGACCAAAGCCUACACCACCCAGUCCCUGGCAAGUGUGGCCUAUCAGAUCAAUGCCUUAGCCAACAAUGUCCUGCAGUUGUUGGAUAUCCAGGCCUCGCAGCUGCGCAGGAUGGAGUCCUCCAUUAACCACAUAUCUCAGACGGUAGACAUCCAUAAGGAGAAGGUCGCCCGACGAGAGAUUGGCAUCCUGACAACGAAUAAGAACACAUCAAGGACUCAUAAGAUCAUCGCUCCGGGCAACAUUGAGCGGCCGGUGAGGUACAUCAGGAAGCCCAUCGACUUCACAGUACUGGAUGAUGUGGGGCAUGGAGUGAAGUGGCUUAAAGCCAAGCAACACGGCAACAAUCAGUCAGUCAGAGGAGGAACUCUCUCCAGGACCAAUCCCCCAACACAGAAACCUCCCAGCCCACCCUUGACCGGACGAGGCACUCUUGGGCGUAACAAUCCUUAUAAAACACUUGAGCCGGUGAAACCUCCAACAGUGCCCAGCGAUUACAUGACGAGUCCAGCUCGCUUGGGCAGCCAACACAGUCCAGGACGCACCGCGUCUCUCAACCAGCGACCGAGAACCCACAGUGGCAGCAGCGGGGGAAGCGGCAGUCGAGAGAACAGUGGCGGCAGCAGCAUUGGCAUUCCCAUCGCCGUGCCGACUCCCUCCAUUCCCAACUCAGUCCCAGUCACACCCUCAUGGGCAGCUCCCCCCGGAGCUCCACCCCCAGCCCCCCCUCCUCCACCCCCCCUCCCUGGCCAGGGCCCGCCAAUGCCAGCCGCUGCUAUAGCUGUGGCUGCAGGGCCAGGUCUCGGGCCCAUCCCCAUGUCGCAGUUCGGCACGAUAUCUCGACAGAUCUCCCGACACAGCUCCACCACCUCCUCCGUCUCCAUGGUUUCUGCCACGGGCACAUACCGCCGAGCGCCGUCCGUCUCUUCCCAGUUCUCCCUGCAGCAGCCGCACAUUAACGGGGGCACAAACGCAAUGUCUAUGGCCCCCCCUCCUCCACCCAUGCCUCAGCUCACCCCACAGAUCCCUCUCACAGGCUUUGUGGCCAGAGUACAGGAAAACAUUGCAGAUACCCCGACUCCUCCCCCUCCCCCGCCCCCUGAUGACAUACCCAUGUUUGACGAGGCUCCGCCUCCACCGCCGCCUCCUCCAGUCGACUAUGAAGAUGAAGAGGCAGCUGUAGUGCAGUACAGUGACCCCUAUGCAGAUGGAGACCCUCAGUGGGCCCCCAAGUCCUACAUUGAGAAAGUGGUUGCCAUCUAUGACUACACCAAGGAUAAGGACGAUGAACUGAGCUUCAUGGAAGGAGCCAUUAUCUACAUCGUCAAGAAGAAUGACGACGGCUGGUUCGAGGGCGUCUGCAGCGGCGUCACUGGUCUGUUUCCUGGAAACUACGUGGAGUCCAUCAUGCACUACGCCGACUGAAGAGAGCAGACCUAAAAAUCAUUCAGAUCUUGACCACAGUAGAAACCGUGUACAAGCACUCAAUGUUUGUUCUUGACAAAUGGUGACUCAUGAAAAUUGAUGAACUUUACUUUAUGGUGAUGGGUGGAUGUGGGCAAACGUGACGACCAUCUGUUCAGAGGAAGUCAGUGUACAUAAGAAAGUUAGCCUGUGGGUGUCUGUAGUGAAUGUCAAUCACAGUAUCUUCAACAGCCAAUACAACGUCAACACGUAAAGUAGAUGAUCGUCUCCACUUUGAUGACAUUUCCAACUAAAGUCAAACAUUUAUUUGAUUUCCUUUACUACUUCUCUCCAUUCACAUUUGUUUGGACAUUUUUGGAUGAAAAAAAAAAAAAAAAAAACUAAAUCCCUCAUCGUUUAAACGAAUUCAUUUUAGUGUUUUAUCUUAAAGCACCACGUCAUUGCCCCAGAUGUAUCAAAAUCUUAACGUAAAGCAUGCAUACAAAAUUUUAAUAUGUAUUAUAACCUAAACGUUAAAUUCCGGUCUGCUUUCAUCUUUGUAUUAUUUACAGUACACACUUUUUUUAUAUAUAGGCAUUUGUAGACUACUUAUUUUUAUGCUCUAAUUUUUUGUUUAAUAUUGAUAUAAAAUUCAUUUUUUUUUUUUUUUGUAAUGAAUGCAAAGCACAUAACUUUUUUUUCAGUAACUCGAGUCUCUCCCUCCAUUUUAAUAGUUUUUAGUUAAUGCCACAAUGACUAAAGUAUUUGCGACAAUGAACAAACAUAAAUUCUGUGUAGAUAGCUUUAAUAUUUAGUCUGUAAAGUAUCUAAAGGUCUCUAAUCAGUACACAUCACAAAUCUUGCAAUGCUGGACUAGACUUUUUUUGGUGCCAUGGUCCUGUAAGAAGUAAUUGGCGCAUGAUUUUUCAGUACCAAUACUGUGGUCGGUGCAUUGAACAGUGAACUGAGAAGUAUCAGUCACAGUCUUGAAAUCUGAACUGGUCUGGUUACUAGACUCAGGUCUGGCAUUAAUUCCUCCUUUUUAAUUUUUUUUUGUCUAUUUCCAUUCUUUGAGCUGUUUAAGGGUUCAUGGAGUCUAAGAACUGAUUACAGAGCUUUCAUUAAACUACGUCUGACCACGGUCAGUCAUUUCAGGUGUUUAAAGCUAAUGCCUUGAUACCUGUUUUUUUUUUUUUUGGUCAUAAUGAAACAUUUGAAGUUUUCCAACUGAAUUUCAUCUGUGCUGAAGAUCGUCUUAGCUCAGAAUUUGUAUUUAUAAUAUGUUAAUUGAAAUUUAAUUGUACAGCCUUUUAUAAUAAAUCAUUCUAUGUAAAA